Scheffersomyces amazonensis is the source of this 2175-nucleotide messenger RNA. RefSeq lists its product as uncharacterized. The transcript has a single exon. Gene Ontology annotation, cellular component: SMC loading complex; chromatin. The record is from RefSeq and is a predicted model, not a curated record. Lineage: Eukaryota; Fungi; Ascomycota; Pichiomycetes; Serinales; Debaryomycetaceae. Gene Ontology annotation, biological process: mitotic sister chromatid cohesion; maintenance of mitotic sister chromatid cohesion. Gene Ontology annotation, molecular function: double-stranded DNA binding. The coding region runs from base 1 to 2175 and encodes 724 amino acids.
AUGACUGAGCUAGAUAAUGAGGAUGAUAGUGAAUCAAUUGACUCUAAUAUCGAGCUCAAUGUCGCAUCUACAUCACUAGCACUGAUUCCUAGUUUGGAAAUUCCCUCCACUCAGAAUAUCACAAUAACUAUCGAUGAUGAAAGUAGAAAGGUUCAGUUCAUGAUCGAUCAGUUAUUAGCUAUGUCAGAUAACUUUUUAACCAAUGCUCACAAAUUAGUGGUGGGGACUUGUAAUAAAUCAGGAUUGAUUACUUAUAAUAAUAUGAUAGAAUUAAGUAUAAAGGCUUUAUUAAUGAUUCUAUCUAAAUAUAAUCGACACUUAAACCCUGCAUUGGAACUGACCAUAUGUUUAAGACUUGCAACUAUAGUAUUUGAAGAAACAUUAAGUUUAGAAUUGGCAGAUACUUAUGUUAAUCGAGCCAUAGAUAUACUGACUCGAAAUAAUUUACUAGGAAUUCGAUUUGAAGGUGAAAGUCUUCAAGCAAGAAUUCUUCAACGAUCUAAUAUGAAUAUGGUAACUUUAUAUCUUCAAGAUAAAAUAUCCUUUUAUGAAAGUAUGGGGAUUCCUGAAUUUUCAAUAUGGUUCCAAUUCUUAAAAGUAUAUCAUUUAUUAAAUGUUGAUGUAUCAGCUGGGUUAAUAGCUCUUCAUAAUCUUUUACUGAUACCAAUGUUACAUCCUAUAUUAAGAUCAUAUGGUUUAAUGUUUGAAGCUAAUCUUCAUCUUCUUCGUGGUUCACCUCAUCAAGCAUUACAACAUUUACAAUAUGUAGAUAAUAUAUCCAUAAAACAAUUACAGGCUAUGAAAUUACUUACGACAUUUAAUGCAUAUAUUCAAUGUAAUGAUUCAACCAAUGGUAAAUUAAUUAUGAAUGAAUUAAGUACCUUUGUUAUGAAAGAACAAAAUAAUAAAUGGAAAGGUUGGAAAGAUAAUGGAACUUUUUCAUUUAUGAUUAAAGUUGAAUCAAUUAAUACUGAAUAUAGUCAUACUAUUGAAUGGAUAGGAGCCGAUGAAUUUAUAAUUAUCUUUUAUUAUCUUACAGGUAUACAUUUAUUAUCAGAAGCUGCUAAUGGUAAGAAGAAAGCAUAUAAAGUAUUUAGUAAAUGUCAACAAAUCAUAAGUCAACAAUUAAAGGAAUUAACAUUUUUAAAUUCUGAAUUUCCAACUGGUUCUAAAAGGAAAUUAUCAAUUGGACAACUUGAUCAUAAGAUUCGUAAAUUAAAAUAUAUUCAAUAUAAUAUUGAUUAUUAUAAGGCAUGGAUUGGCUUUUUAAAUAGUGAAUUUAAAGAUAUUAAGUAUCUUAAUCAAUUCAUGACUGAUUUUAAUGGAUGUCAACAUGAUAAUGAAGAUCAAUUAAUAUUUGAUGCUUUAUUACCAAAAGUAUAUUUCAUGUUUGCAAUAUAUUAUCAAUCUAUGGGAGAUCUUCAAGUGGCUAAGUAUCAUUAUAUGAAAGUAAUUAAUCUUGUUUCGGAUAAGUCGAAAUUGAACUUGAACUUGAACUUGAACUUGAAAUUGAAUAUUCCUGUAGAAAUUCAUGAUAUGAAUUUUGGUAUAAGUAAUAUAUCUAUGAGAGGUAACAAUGAAUUUAAUGAUUUAUAUGUAUACUCCAAUUUACAUUUAUUAAUAUUAAUUCAAUUUGAAAUUAGACAAGUUACAAAUCAUGAUAAGAUACAAAUUUAUCAUAGUUUAAGUUCUCAUAUUUUACAGAAUUUAACUAAAUGUUUUACUCCUAGAACAACUUCUAAUGAAUUCACUAGUAAUUUUAUAUCAAGUAAUGAAUUAUUGAAUAUUACUUAUCGAUUAAUCUUAUCAAUAUUUAAUGAUCAAUUACCUCUGAAUUUACUUUUACAAGAUAUAAUUAAAUGUGUGGAAAAGAUUUCUAUUGAUUCAUGUUAUCCAUUUAUUACAAAUCUUAUGAAUUAUAUUGCUUAUAUUAGUGCAACUGAUGUUUAUCAUAAGAAUAAAUUCUUUGAAAAAUGUUUAUCAGUAAUGUCUAAUAGUUCAGGUACUGAUAAUGAUAAAACUCUUAGUAUAUUUAUAUUAAGAAGUCUUAUAGAACAUUUUCGAAGUACAGGAGAGAAUGAUAAAGCAAAUAUGGCUGAACUUCAAUGUCAAUAUUUUUGUAAUGGACUUAGUGAUAAGUUUAAAUUCUUAUUUAAUAAUAUUGAUCAAACUUAA